Culicoides brevitarsis is the source of this 1016-nucleotide messenger RNA. RefSeq lists its product as uncharacterized. Gene Ontology annotation, cellular component: nucleolus. The record is from RefSeq and is a predicted model, not a curated record. Gene Ontology annotation, molecular function: DNA binding. The transcript is spliced from 2 exons. Gene Ontology annotation, biological process: negative regulation of transcription by RNA polymerase II; rRNA processing. The coding region runs from base 102 to 911 and encodes 269 amino acids. Lineage: Eukaryota; Metazoa; Arthropoda; Insecta; Diptera; Ceratopogonidae.
AAACAAAUCCGCAUGUUCUUGACGUCGGUCUCCCAAAAAUCAUCGAAUUUAAGUUAAUUUUAAUCAAUUUAAUUAAUUUCUGCCCCUCAAUUCACUAAAAAAUGGUCGUUUUCGCCUGUAACCAUUGCGGGGAGUCCCUCAAAAAGCAAGCUGUCGAGAAACACAGUUUCAGAUGCAGUCGCAAUAUCUUCGUCUCAUGCAUGGAUUGCCAAAAGGACUUCAAAGGCCAGGAAUACGACACCCACAUAAAAUGCAUCACGGAAAUGGAAAAAUACUCCGCCAAGGGGUACGUGGCGCCAGCAAAUUCCAACAAAGGAGCCAAAAAACAAGAAGCUUGGGUCGAAAUGGUCCGCACGAUCCAGCAACAACAAAAAAACAUCUCACAAAGUGUGAGUAAAAUUCUCACAACCAUCUCGCAGCACGACAACAUCCCCCGGAAAAAAGCCAGCUUCCUGAGAUUCCUGCAAAAUUCCUUCCGCUACAUGAAAAUGGACGACAUUGAAGCUGCCUGGAAUUUAUUGGAGGAGGAAAUGAAGAAAAAUAAACCGCAACCAGCACCUCAAGCAGCUCCGAAGACGGAAAAUUCGCAAAAUGGAACGUCAAACGGGACAAAUAAACGAAAAUUGGACGAAGAAGAGGAAGAAAAGCCCGAAAAUGGAACAAAAAAAGCGAAAAUUGAGGAAACAGAGACAAAUACCGAGAAAUUUGACUGGGCAAAAACCAUCAAGGACAUUCUACUGUCGAAAAAUAAUCAGUUGAAGCUGAGUAAACUGAAGAAAAAAGUAUUUCGCAAGUACAAGACGUGCACGGGCACCGACGAAAUCAGUGAUAAAAUCGAGAAAAAGUUCAACAAAAAGUUACGAAAGUUGGGACUCUUGAUUAAAGAGGACACAGUCCAAUUAAUUGAAUAAAAUUCAGUAAAUUUAAUGAAUACUGUUAACGUAUUUCCUUUAAAUUUAUUUUUUUCUCUAAUAAUAUUUUUUCUAAUUCUAGAAAUUGACAAGAAACAAGCGAAC